AUGGCAGCCUCUUCUCGUCCGAUUGAUCCUCGUGAUCUUGUUCCAGAUUCUCAUGAAUUGACGGAUAUCGUGGGUCAAAUUGUUGAUCGAGAGGGUCAAGGAAACGGAAUUGAUAUGACGAAUACAUGGCCAAUGAUCAAUUUCCCUCUGUCGGAAGUUAUUCAUAUUUUGCAUUUCCAGCAAAAUCUAACCGACCAAGAGCAGGCCGCCUACGAAGUCGUCAUGCAUGCUAUUCAAGAAGCACUGUCCGCCUUCAACCCGAACGCCGACGGAGGCGAUCAAUAG
Caenorhabditis briggsae is the source of this 285-nucleotide messenger RNA. The transcript is spliced from 3 exons. The record is from RefSeq and is a predicted model, not a curated record. NCBI's taxonomy places the organism in Eukaryota, Metazoa, Nematoda, Chromadorea, Rhabditida, Rhabditidae. The coding region runs from base 1 to 285 and encodes 94 amino acids.